CUGAUAAAUAAGAAUUUUCUUUCCUAUCUCUUCCCCGAUCCUCCGAAGAAGAAGCCGGCAAUGGCCUUUGCUCAGAGGCAACUCUUGAGCUCGGCGCUGUCCCCAGCGGCUCCUCCUCGACCUCGGCGGCCGGUUUCGAAAAUAGUUUCUUCCGCCCAUAUCGCCGAGCAAAGCGGUUCUCCUUCCCAAAUCACUUCAUCUAAGGAACACGAGCAGUGGAACCGCAAGAAAGUUUUCUUACUCUCUGUCGCCACUGCCUCUGGUUCUGCGGUUGGCGGGGGAUUUGUUUUCAGCCUUUUCUCAACUCCACCUCCUGGAAGUACCGGAGGCGGCGGGGGUAGCGGUUGGGGAGGUGGUGGUGGUGGCGGCGGCGGCAAUGGCGAUAGCGGGGGAUUCUGGUCCAGAUUUCUUUCUUCUCUCUCUCCCCCUGCACGUGCGGAGGAGGAGAAGAUGGAGACGGGUGCAGGGCCGGAGUGGGACUCCCAUGGCUUGCCGGCCAACAUCGUGGUUCAAUUAAACAAGCUUAGUGGGCUGAAGAGGUAUAAGAUAUCGGAUAUCGUCUUUUUCGACCGCCGACGGGGCUCCACUUUCUCUAGUUCCGUUGACUCGUUGUUUGAGAUGGUAUCUCUCCGCGCAGGCGGUGUCUACACCAAGGCUCAGAUCCAAGCUGAGCUGGAAACUCUGGCCUCCUGUGGCAUGUUCGAGAAGGUCGACCUAGAGGCGAAGACUAAGCCGGACGGGACGCUUUCCUUAGUAGUCUCAUUCACCGAGAGUACCUGGCAGUCUGCGGACUCGUUCAGGUGCAUUAACGUUGGUCUCCUGCCACAGACAAAACAGCCGGAUAUGGAUCCGGACAUGACUGACAGGGAGAAGCUUGCAUAUUUCAAGAGCAUGGAAAGGGACUAUCGGAGGAGAAUUGAGCGCUCCCGGCCAUGCCUGCUGCCAGUUUCAGUGCAGAAGGAGGUGAUGGAGAUGCUGGGUAAUCAAGGGAAGGUGAGCGCUAGGUUGCUGCAGAAAAUUAGGGACAGGGUGCAGAAGUGGUACCAUGAUGAAGGGUAUGCGUGCGCUCAGGUGGUCAAUUUUGGCAAUUUGAACACCAGAGAGGUUGUUUGCGAAGUGGUGGAGGGGGAUAUAACUCAGCUUUCCAUCCAAUUCCAGGACAAACUUGGAAAUAUCUGUGAAGGGAACACCCAACUUCCUGUGAUCCGUAGAGAGCUGCCCAAGCAGCUACGGCCAGGGCAUGUUUUCAAUAUUGAGGCAGGUAAGCAAGCUUUGAGGAACAUAAAUUCACUUGCUCUGUUUUCCAACAUUGAGGUGAAUCCAAGACCUGAUGAAAAGAAUGAAGGAGGAAUUAUAGUUGAAAUCAAGCUUAAAGAGUUGGAACAGAAAUCUGCCGAAGUUAGUACUGAGUGGAAUAUUGUACCUGGACGGAAUGGGCGACCAACAUUGGCGUCUAUUCAACCUGGUGGAACAGUGACCUUUGAACAUAGGAACAUCAAAGGGCUUAAUAGAUCCAUAAUAGGUUCUGUGACAUCAAGCAAUCUUCUAAACCCUCAGGAUGAUCUGUCCUUCAAGCUUGAUUAUGUGCAUCCUUAUGUAGACGGUGUGACCAACCCACGCAACCGAACAUUUCGUACUAGUUGCUUUAACAGCAGAAUAAAAAAUAAUUUAGAAUCACUAUUUAAAUUUACCCAUCGUUGCAUAGCAUCUUCAGAUGACCAGAUAUGCGCCGAAAAUUUCUCCGGCGCCGUUUCCGACGCAUUACCGGCGAAAAAAUGGAUUGUUGACGAUGUAAAAAAACGACUUAAUUCCGGCGCCAUAUGCACCGUUGAGCUUGAACCUGUGCUUGCAGCUGAACUUGCCAAUCAGCUUGUGAUUUCCUUACUUGUUAUAGCUCAGCUUGAAGGGCACUUAUUUGUUGAGAUUGCAAGGACUCAUGCGAACUGGAUGUGA
Molecule: messenger RNA, 1953 nt
Organism: Dendrobium catenatum
Lineage: Eukaryota; Viridiplantae; Streptophyta; Magnoliopsida; Asparagales; Orchidaceae
Product: protein TOC75-3, chloroplastic-like
Exons: 6
Coding region: 61-1953 (630 amino acids)
Biological process (GO): protein import into chloroplast stroma; chloroplast organization
Cellular component (GO): chloroplast outer membrane
Source: RefSeq, a predicted model, not a curated record